CUUUGGCCCAAUCCACAAAACCCUAGACAUACAUAGCAGUGUAUAUAAUCAAAUCUUCAUUUUUGAACAAACCCUAGUAGCAGCUGCUCUCUCUGAUCAACUUUCGGCAACAUUUUUGCAAAUUCCAGAUUACCCAAUAUCAAAAUGAAGGUUGUAGCUGCAUACUUGUUAGCUGUAUUGGGUGGUAACACUUGCCCAACUAAUGAUGAUAUCAAGAACAUUCUUGGAUCAGUUGGAGCAGAUGCAGAGGAUGAUAAGAUUGAGUUGUUACUUUCUGAGGUAAAGGGAAAGGAUAUCACCGAAUUGAUUGCAUCUGGCAGGGAGAAGUUGGCUUCAGUCCCAUCAGGUGGUGGUGGUGUUGCUGUGGCUGCAGCUGCCCCAGGUGCUGGUGGUGCUGCUGCUCCUGCUGCCGAGGCAAAGAAAGAAGAGAAAGUUGAAGAGAAAGAAGAGUCAGAUGAUGAUAUGGGCUUCAGUCUCUUCGAUUAAGUUGAAUGAACUUUUAUGCAUUUUGGAUUUGCGUUGUUGAGUAGUGUUUUCAGUUUCUAGACUUCAGAUGACAAUACUGACUUCGGUCUUUUAAUUAAAACUGUUGAAUGUUAAAAUCGUUAUUAAGGAAUUGUUUUUCUAUAAUUAAAAUUUCAGUGAAACCAUUGUUUGUAA
This is a messenger RNA of Daucus carota subsp. sativus, 660 nucleotides long. RefSeq names its product large ribosomal subunit protein P2A. Gene Ontology annotation, cellular component: cytosolic large ribosomal subunit; ribosome. Lineage: Eukaryota; Viridiplantae; Streptophyta; Magnoliopsida; Apiales; Apiaceae. The record is from RefSeq and is a predicted model, not a curated record. Gene Ontology annotation, molecular function: structural constituent of ribosome. The transcript is spliced from 4 exons. Gene Ontology annotation, biological process: cytoplasmic translational elongation. The coding region runs from base 145 to 486 and encodes 113 amino acids.